Molecule: messenger RNA, 336 nt
Organism: Nematocida homosporus
Lineage: Eukaryota; Fungi; Microsporidia
Exons: 1
Coding region: 1-336 (111 amino acids)
Source: RefSeq, a predicted model, not a curated record
AUGAUGAUGAGGUUGUGGCUGAAAAAGCUGUCUUGGCUUAACUGGGUUGUUGUCUGGCUAGUUGUUGUUUUAAUAUGUUGGCUGCUUAAAACAUACGGAGUGUACGAUUGGGUUUAUGCGCGCUUAAUUCGCAAGCCAAGUGAUGCUACUCCAGAUAAUCUGACUAAACCGGCUAAACCAACUAAAGUAGACAAGAGCACCCAAACAGAGCCUAUAACAAUUCUGGAUGACAAACAGAAGAAGGAGAGUAGAGAGAAGGAAGAGAAGCAAUCGUUUUCAAGUGACAGUCCAUCUGAAGCUGACAUAGCCAACCUAAUUACACCUCCAGCCGCCUAA